This is a messenger RNA of Penaeus monodon (black tiger shrimp), 1375 nucleotides long. Its product is annotated as gamma-glutamyl hydrolase-like. The coding region runs from base 149 to 1375 and encodes 408 amino acids. Gene Ontology annotation, biological process: tetrahydrofolylpolyglutamate metabolic process. The transcript has 10 exons. NCBI's taxonomy places the organism in Eukaryota, Metazoa, Arthropoda, Malacostraca, Decapoda, Penaeidae. Gene Ontology annotation, molecular function: gamma-glutamyl-peptidase activity. The record is from RefSeq and is a predicted model, not a curated record. Gene Ontology annotation, cellular component: vacuole.
UGGUGAGUUGCCGAACGUGUAUGGCCGCCUCAUGGAAACUUAACCCGCAUAGUUACCUUGGGAAGCUCAGUGUUGACUCACCUGUUGUUGUGAGUUGGUGUCUCCUCUCGUGAGUGCUUCAUUGGCAGAACUGCUGCUGUAAACGAAGAUGGCGUUGACGUCCAUUCUCUUGGGCCUCCUUGCCCUGACCGUCGCCGCCUCUCCCGCCGCCGCCGCCGCCGCCGCCGCCGCUGACUCCGCUUCCCCCUCCGCUGCCGCCUCCGCCUCGCAGGACCUCAAUCUGAGACCUGUCAUCGGUAUCUUGUCCCAGGAGCUAAGCCGGAGUAUGCGAAAAGCUCUGACGGACUACGACUACACUUCCUACAUCGCUGCCUCAUACGUCAAGUUCUUCGAGGGCGCUGGAGCCAGAGUGGUGCCCAUCCUGAUUAACCAAGAUGACGACUACUACAGGACAAUGAUUAGCUCCAUUAAUGGCUUGGUCUUCCCCGGCGGGUCAGCCUCCAUCACCCAGAGAAGCGGCUACGGCAGGGCAGGAAGACUCCUCUACGACCUCCUGCUGGAGUCGGCGGCGAACGGCACGAUCCUCCCGCUCUUCGCCACGUGCCUGGGCUUCGAGAUGCUCAUGUACCUGCACGCGAACAACACCAAUCCUCUCACCAGCUGUAAAGCUCAGAAUCUCUCGGAUCCUCUGUUUCUCCAGACGGGAUGGGAACUGUCUGAGCUCCUUGGCGAAGCCCCCGAAAAUAUCGUGCAAACCCUCACCACCACGAACGCCACCAGCAACUUCCACAAGUAUUGCGUCACACCCCAGACCUUCAGGGAUCUGGGUCUCGACGAGGAUUUCCUGAUGGCUGUCGACGUCGUCGACGGACGCAUAGAUACGUGGUCGAAAGUGGGGAUUCCGAGCUCCUCGUGUUCGGCGGCAUGGCACCCGGAGAAGUGGACGAUCAUAUCCCCCGGUAUCUGCCUCGUCCCUUUGACGGAGGAAGACAUAAAGCGGUGUCUUCUCGACGUCCCCUUUUCCGAUCCAUCUGCUGGUCGUCUGAGCCAUAUUGAAGCCGCCAAUUCCCAAACUGCGCCGUACACAAAGGCUGAUCAGACCGCCCAGGUGGCUGAGCGAUUGGCUGCGUUCAUAUGUUGUGUUUGUAUGCCUGUUUCUGUGUGUCUCUGUGUCUAUAUACCUGUUUCCCUGUGUCUCUAUGUGUCUAUGCCUGUGUCCCUGUGUCUCUUUGUGUCUAUGUACCUGACUCGCCAGAACAACCAGAACUUCGGCAGCAAGGAAAAAGAGGCUGCUAUGCUCAUCUACAACCAUAGCCCCACCUACAUCUCCCAGCUGUACCGCUCCUCCUUCCAGCAGUGCUAUUUCUUCGAGUGA